CGUUUCCAACCGGAUGACUUUAUCUGGAGUACCAGGUCAGAACAAGAAGCGUUACAGCACUGCAACGGCGGAGAGCUACUCUUUCACAGGUCUCUUAGCUGGUUAAGAUGAAUUUAUUAUGUGUAUUGAACAUGUGUAUCCUGACGUGAGGCGCUGUGUGGAGGAAUGUAUUGUGCAGGGUAACUUUUCGUGUUUCGCUCACAAACAGGGGCGGUCUUGUUUGCUAACCGUAGCUCACGUUAGUUUGUUAUGCUCUUCCCACCGCUCUGAAGGACGUGUUGUACAUCAGCUGAUUGAAGCUGUCGGUAUAUUUAAUCCAUGCCUAACCAAAGAGUAAAUUUCAUGAAGUCUAGGUAAUAAAAUAGCGAUUUUUGCAUAAGCCAUGAAGAAGGUUUUGAGGAAGAUACACAGCGUCUUUCUAAAGAUCGCCCUGUUUCCAAGCACGUUUGGCGGGAGGACAGGCCCACGGCCACCUGCCUCAGAGGUCCUUACCUGUCACCUGCUGCAGCGCAAACUCCCGCCGUGGACUUCAUACUGUGUCCGCUACAGCUCGGUCCACAAUGACCAGUUUGGACUGUCCAAUUUUAACUGGAAAGUCCAGGGAUCCAACUACCAAAUACUGAGAACAGGCUGCUUCCCUUUUAUAAAAUAUCACUGUACCAAAGCACCUCCACAGAACCUGGACUUUGAGGACAAGUUUUUCUCCAUGUUGAAAGUGAUUAAUCUGGGCAUCCCAUGUCUGGCCUAUGGCGUUGGUUGCUGGAUGGUGGUGGGAGCUGCAGAAACGGUGCAGACGAGUGUCGGACCAGUCACUGUCUAUUUUGCCUACAAAGAAGAAGAAGGUGCACAGUAUUAAACCAUGACGCAGCACUGUUUUGAAUGCAUCUUGAAGCGCGUGUUAUUUGCUGUAUUUACAACAUUUCCUCAGGUCAUGUUCUAUUGACAGAAGUGCCAAGUCCUAUUGUGUGACCGCACAGGUUCUUCUGUGUUUAAUUAUUAAAGAUUUAAAGUUGCAA
This is a messenger RNA of Lates calcarifer (barramundi perch), 1016 nucleotides long. It is a transcript of the gene lg10h15orf61, whose product is annotated as linkage group 10 C15orf61 homolog. NCBI's taxonomy places the organism in Eukaryota, Metazoa, Chordata, Actinopteri, Centropomidae. Bases 383 to 856 code for a protein of 157 amino acids. The transcript is spliced from 2 exons. The record is from RefSeq and is a predicted model, not a curated record.